AUGUCUUUCCUAUUCGGCGGCGCCCCCAAGAUGAGCUCGGAGCAGAAGAUUGCUGCCGCAGAGACCGAAGUCGAAAUGAUCUCAGACAUGUUCAACCGCUUAACGGACUCGUGCUCCAAGAAGUGCAUUCCUAACGACUACCGCGAGGCCGAUCUCAACAAGGGCGAGUCUGUCUGCCUUGACCGCUGCGUUGGCAAGUUCUUCGAGGUCAACAUCAAGGUCAGUGAGAAGAUGCAGGGCGAGGCUGCUGGCAGACAGGGUGGUGGAAUUGGCAUGUAA
Messenger RNA from Aspergillus puulaauensis, 279 nucleotides. It is a transcript of the gene TIM10, whose product is annotated as Tim10/DDP family zinc finger protein. Gene Ontology annotation, biological process: protein insertion into mitochondrial inner membrane. Bases 1 to 279 code for a protein of 92 amino acids. The transcript is spliced from 2 exons. NCBI's taxonomy places the organism in Eukaryota, Fungi, Ascomycota, Eurotiomycetes, Eurotiales, Aspergillaceae. The record is from RefSeq and is a predicted model, not a curated record. Gene Ontology annotation, cellular component: mitochondrial inner membrane.